Paramecium tetraurelia is the source of this 1725-nucleotide messenger RNA. RefSeq lists its product as uncharacterized. The transcript is spliced from 4 exons. The record is from RefSeq and is a predicted model, not a curated record. Lineage: Eukaryota; Ciliophora; Oligohymenophorea; Peniculida; Parameciidae.
AUGAGCGGAAGAGAUUUUCAUUUUUAUAGAAGGAGAGAUAAAUAUCCUAGACAAGACUCUUUUGUUGAGCAAUAAUCAACUCCUAAUUUUGUUGAAGAUGGUUCUUUUGUGGGAACCAUAGAAAGAAAAAUUCAACAUUAAAAUCAAACAAUAAAUAAUCUAAUUAAAGCAUUUGAAGAUUCAAGAUUUGAAUAAUAAAGAUAGAUCUAAUAUUUAGAAAGAUUAAAGCAAGCCGAAGAACAAAAAUACAGUAUCUAAAUUUUAGAAGAACUCAAAACUUUGAAAUAGAAGAUCAAAAAGAUUGAACAAAGUCCACCAGUUCUGUAAUCUACCCCUUAAAUGUAUUAAUAACCCUUUUUCCCUCCCUUGCCAGGAUAAUUUUAAUAGGGAUUUCCACCAUAAUAAUAUAAUUAUGCUUAGGUUCCAUAUUCAUAGAAUCCAUUUCAUUAACAGAGUUAACCCAUUCAACCUUAAUAAUAUUUAAAUCAUCAACAAUAACUUAAGCCAAAAAGACCAAAAGAAAUGGACACUUUGCAUAAGUUUCUGUUGAAAAUGUUACAUGAGAAAGAACAGCAAAAGAAUAAGGAUAAUAAGCCCAAAGAUAAUUCAGAUAUUCGUUAUGUGACCGAUAUUGAGUCCUCCUAAAAUUACUCCUCUAAUAGACAGAAUCAAUAAACACCUUUAUUAAAAUCAAGAUCAUAGAGAAGAUCUUAAAAACUAAAACAAAAUGGUAUUCGAAAAGGCCAUUCAGAAAAUUCUUAAUAUAUAAUUCGAAAAUAAUCCUAAUUAUCAUAACAAUAAUCAUUAGGAGUAGGUUCGUAAAAGCCGUCUUCAAAAAAGUUAGUAUUAACUCAGCUAAGAUUGAAAUAACUCAUGAGAAAAUUUAAAGGAGCAGUUAGAUAUUUUUGGAUAGCUUUGACUUAUUUAAAAUUUUGUAAAAAGAUUUGGAAUUAAAAGUUGGUCUCCUUUAAGCAAUAUUCUCAGGAUCAGAUAGGAUCUUAUGAUCCAUAGUUUAACUACCUGUCAGUCAUUUCAUAGUUUUAUAGAGAAUGCACACUCAAGAAACAAUUGGAUAAAUCAUGGGUCUUUACUUAAACCAUAGAUAUUCAGGCAAGAUGUCAGACUAUGCUCAACGCAUUGGAGAUAUUUUUUAGAUACUUGAUAGUUUAACCUCUGGACUUUACUAAGGAACACAUUGAAUUCAUGAGAAAAUUUUCACUUCCAAAAGGAUAUCUGUUAAUUGGACACAGUAAAUAUGUUACUAGCAGAAUGAAUUUAAGACCAAAUAAUACUUUAAAUAUUGAAACACCUGAGCAAUCAUAGAUGUUACUGAUGGAAUACUCUUUCAUUUAAAUUUUAUUACCUUAAAUAGUUGAAGCUGAUUUUUGGAAAAAGUUGGUAAAUUACAAGGAAGCGUUAAAAGUGUUUGUCUCCGUACUCCAUUAUUUAUUUAUUGAUAGAUUUUACAACUUACCGCUUAGUAAAUAACAACUACCUUUUAAUAAAGAUUACGUUCCUAUCUUCGACUUUUCAAGAAAUCCAGUUGAAGGAUUCUACUAAUUAAUUGAUUCAAAUAAUCCUUAAUAUGUUGAAUCUAAAGAAGAAGUGAUUUUAGGAUUGUACUCUAAGGCUUAAUUGCACCCUUUAAUUUUGCAUGUAGGAUUUAAGAAGGUCUAAGAAAAUUUUAAAUAAUAUUGUGAUUUAAUUUAUUCUUUAAUAAAAUGA